GAGCUAUAAAACUGUGUGCCAAUCGUUGCAAAAGACACAGUUUGUCAUCUGAAACCAAAGCGAAAAAAAUAUUCAAAUCUCAGCAUGUUUGCCAAAGUGAUCUUCUUCGCCGUUCUGGCCAUCGCCUGUGUAGCCGCGAAGCCGUUCGCUCCGCUAGCCUACUCGGCAGCACCGUUCGUAGCGGCACCAGCAGUGGCCGCCGCCUAUUCUGCUCCACUAGCCUACUCAGCAGCUUACACAGCCGCCAGUCCGUAUGCCGCCUUCGCUGCCUAUCCGUAUGCCGCUGGCUACGCAUACUCAGCUCUCCCCUACACUUCACUGGUGAUCUGAAGUAAACUGGAUGAGCAUCAGCGAGCAAACCACUCUCUUCCCCCAGGAGGAGCAUCCGUCGUUACCUUCCAAAUGAUCUCGUAAGCCUGAUUUUCGUGUUCUGUUUUUUCUGUCCCAAAAAAGUUCUCGGUUUUGUGACUGCGGUCUAGGAUCGAUCUGGUUAAACAAAAGAAUAAAUUUACAUAA
Molecule: messenger RNA, 516 nt
Organism: Topomyia yanbarensis
Lineage: Eukaryota; Metazoa; Arthropoda; Insecta; Diptera; Culicidae
Product: pupal cuticle protein C1B-like
Exons: 2
Coding region: 85-330 (81 amino acids)
Source: RefSeq, a predicted model, not a curated record